Messenger RNA from Amblyraja radiata (thorny skate), 3933 nucleotides. It is a transcript of the gene cep68, whose product is annotated as centrosomal protein 68. Bases 285 to 2147 code for a protein of 620 amino acids. The transcript is spliced from 7 exons. Lineage: Eukaryota; Metazoa; Chordata; Chondrichthyes; Rajiformes; Rajidae. The record is from RefSeq and is a predicted model, not a curated record.
GCCGGGGCCGGGAGCUGGAGCAGCGGGGAGCGGCGAGUAGUGGAGGCCGCGGCCGGAGCCGGGACCCACAGCUGGAGCUGGAGGCGGCGGGGAGCGGCGAGGAACCGGGACAGGACGAAAUAAGUGAAUUCCUUCGACUGUGAAAGACUGAGGGCGAGUGGCGCGGUGCUUGAAUGACGAGAAGCUGGAGCAAGGAGCGAUGUCCACAUCACACUGUGCGCAACCACACCCCACAUCCACUGGGGGAAAGCUGUAAAUGAUCACUGGACUGUCGCCCCGCACCCAUGUCCAACUAUAGUGUAACGUCUAGACCACGGGGUGUUGGUAUGCAGGAGGGCAAGUACUGUUACACUGCCCCUACGGGCAAUUUGUCGUGGGUACCAACGCUACGCCCUAGCGCCGAUGGCACCGACUCCCCGACCAGCAACACGUGCCGGACCUUCUCCCCCCCGCCAGCGGCCCGAGCUCACUGCCCCGCGGUGGGCCCGCUGGGCGGCACGGUGCCCAGACGCAACAGCCUGCCCGCUGCUGCCGGCAACAGCAUCCAUGGCGAGUGGUCAAGCAGGCAGUGGUCCCUCUCCUCUGCCCGGCACUGCCCCAGCCUGGACCCGCCCCCCACCCUCUCCCGGCAGCUCGGCCUCGGCCCCAGUCUGGACCCCCUCUCCCUGCUGCUGCCCAAGGGGAAGACCACCCUGGACACUCGUGGCGUGACGCCCUGCCGCCACGCUGACCAGGCCACUGAGUUACGGACACGCCAGCUGCCCUGUAUCUCCGAGUACUGGGCGGGCAGAAUGCCCGACUACUUUAAAGCAGUGCGGGACCGCUCGCUGCCCGACUGGGACCCCGAUGAGGAGUACCAAGCCCUGCUGGACUUCACCUACCCGUUACGGCCCCUCAGCUUCAACUCCAGGGACGUGUUGGGCAGUGAGGAUCUCUGCGCGGAGCUGUCGUGUUUGGAUGUGUCUGAAGUGCUGGAGGACGGCUCCAUGUCCGCUGACCACACACUGACCGCUCGAAGCCACUCGUCCUCUCCCGCUGAGCCGGGCUGCAGCGGCCAACUGGCUGACCAGAGCUGGCUCUUGGCCAAGCUGGCGGUGCCCGCUCCCCGCCUCUCCUCCAGCCCCCUGCCGGCAGCGCCCGGGUCCGGCCCGCGGCGUGGCGAGGAGUCUCGGACGCAGCUAGCCGACAGCCCGUUCACCAGCACCAUCACCUCCGACUGCACGCUGGGCAACUCCGUCACCGACUCCGGGUUCCUCUCCAAGGACUCGAGUGAAGAGUUCUCCCUGCGGCCGCCAUCCAGCGACCUCUCCGGCGGCGCCUUGCCCGCCACCGCGGAAUCGGACAGCGAGCCGGAGUUCCUGCACCUCCCCCGCCGGCUCGGCCAACUGGACGAUCUGGCCCGGCAGAUCCACGGCCUGUCCGCUCGUCUAGACGAGUCUGGCCCCCAGACGGCCAGACUGCGGGACGGGGACGUGGAGGAGGGGGACGACCAGCGCUCCCUCCCCCAUCCCCACACCACCAUCGCCGGCGACCGGGGCCAGCUCUACCACCGGCUCGGCACGCAGUCCACCAGCGUCCAGCGCUGCCUGACCAGUGACGAUACCAUCGUGGAGCUACGGAGGGCCACUGACUUCAUCCGCAAGCUCGGACACUGGCCCCGCUAUGACCCUGACCACCACCUACCUCCACUCAACCACGACAGCUUCAACAAUGACGGACUCCUCACACACAUCCAGGAGUUUGGUGGCAAGCUGGAGGAGAUGGUGCAGUGGCUGUACACGGUGGCAGAGACCAUGGACAACUGGGUCCCACCGCUGCCCGACAUGGGCAGCAUCAAGUCCUCUCUCGAUAUCUGCACGGCGUUUAAGAAUGAUGUGAAGGAACACCAAGAGCUAACCGAUUCUGUGUUGAAAUCUGGAGAAAUCCUGCUGAAAUCAGUGGUGGACACCACCCCAGUCCUCAGGGAGACGCUGCAGUUGAUCGCAAGACAAUCGAAGAGGCUGAACGGACAUGCCGCCCACCUGUACUCGUCCAUCCUCACGGCCAUGAGCAUGGUCAAAGAUGACCUGCAGGCCAAGCAACUGGAACUGGAGGCGGACGGUGUGGAGAGGCAGCUAUCACUGGCUGAAGAUUGCAAGUGGCAUUGAUGAAGAUCUCAUCGCGGGAAAGCACGCCAGCUUGGAUACACCCAGUGAACCAACCACCACAUUGCAGCUCCUCAGUAUUCAACUCUGACAAUUGUUUUUGCAUUUGUACAUUCCUAUUUGAUUUGGGGGGGAAAAGAAAUCUCAUACCUGUGAAGUACAUAGGCAUAUACUUGCAAUUAACUUUGUUUUAAAGCUCUUUACGCAGUCAAGUGCUGUUUACUUUCAAUGUUAUAACAAUUUUAAUUCAACUUCUGCACUGGUCCAAUUCAUGUUGACCAGAGGUGUGUGGGAUAAAAAUAAUUUAAACUUUUGAAUAGCAGCUAGUGCCAUAACCUAUUGUUAGCCAAUAACUUGUGUAUUGUGAGGAUUUCAAGAUAGACAGUGGCGUGAGGUGGGAGUCUAAGAGUUACUCCUUGCCCGACAGUUCCAGAUGAUGCACUUGGCUCCCAUGGACUUGAAGACUAUUAAUACAGCACCCACUUAAAUCCUGCAGUCUUAUGCCCCUUGUCCCACUUAGGAAACCUGAACGGAAACUUCUGGAGACUCUGCGCCCCACCCAAGGUUUCCAUGCGGUUCCCAGAGGUUUUUGUCAGUCUCCCUACCUGCUUCCACUACCUGCAACCUCCGGCAACCACCUGCAACCUCCGGGAACCGCACGGAAACCUUGGGUGGGGCGCAAAGUUUCCAUAGGUUUCCGUUCAGGUUUCCUAAGUGGGACAGGGGCAAUAUAGAGUGCAAACAGGUCCUUCGACCCAACUUGCCCACACCGACCAACACGUCCCAGCUACACUAGUCCCACCUGCCCGCAUUUGGCCCAUAUCCCUCCAAACCUGUCCUAUCCAUGCACAUGUUUCCAAAACUUUGGGAUAGUCCCAGCUUCAACUACCUCCUCUGGCAGCACAUUCCAUACACCCACCACCCUCUGUGUAAAAGGUUACUCCUCAGAUUCCUAUUAAAUCUUUUCCCCUUCACCUUACACCUGUGUCCUCUGGUCCUCGAUUCCCCUACUCUGGGCAAGAGACUUUGUGCAUCUACCCGAUCUAUUCCUCUCAUGAUCUUAUACAAUCGGUGAACAAGAAUCGUAUUUGAUGUAGGUGUAGUUUAAAACCAGUUCUCCUCCAGAAUCCCAUAUGUUCAUGGGGCAGAAUUAGGCCAUUCAGCCCAUCAGGUCUACCCCCAUCAUUCAAUCAUGGCUGAUCUAUCCUCCCCUCUCUUCUCCCCCUGGGAAUUGCACAGGUGUGGAUUAGAAACAAACUUGAACUAACUCACACUUAAUGUUUUUUGUGUCAUUCCUAACUGUCACUGUAUGUCAUGUUGUCACUUGCGGGCAGAGCACCAAGGCAAAUUCCUUGUAUGUGAAUACUUGGCCAAUAAACUUAUUCAUUCACUUCAACCCUUCAGCAAGAGUGGAAAUGGCAAGGCAUUGCUGUCAGUCCACCUCAACCCUGUGUGGAACCACCACUCCACACCCCAGGCAGCAGCUUACCCCAAUGGCCACCUCCAGUGUUGGUGUGACAUCAACACAGUGGAAGGUGGCGACAUUUUGUAUGCCCACACUUUUGAUACUAGCUUUUGUACCGUUCCUGUAACAUGUUAUGUGGUUGAUAAAAACAAUUUGCAACUCAACCACGGCAAUUCUGUGCCAUUGUGCAGGUAAUUUUGAUGUUUUUUGUAAUCUGAAAAUGUAAUGUUUGGUGGUUUGAUGCAACCUGUGCCGCUGCGAAAUCACACUCACGCCUUAAGAAAAGUGACUUGCAAUGCUUUUAAUAAAAUGUUUUAUUUUUAA